UUAAGAUGGCUGCCGAAAGUGACUUCCUGCUCCGCUACCGAGCUGUCUCGAAUAAACUGAAAAAGCGUUUUCUUCGGAAGCCAAAUGUUGCAGAAGCAAGUGAACAGUUUGGUCAGCUGGCCAAGGAGCUCAAGCAACAAGACUGUCUCCAGUAUGCAGCUUUUUGUAACUUGGCAAUGGCACGCUGUGAGCAGACACUAUUCAACGCUCCUGGCGAGGCCUUGUCCCUGACUGAAGCUGCACGUCUCUUUAUGGAAGCUGAGCACGAAACAUACAGACUGAGAUGCCCAGGUUUUGAGGAGCAUCUGCAAGCUGCCAUCAACUGUUACAGUUUUGCUAUCAAGGUGUAUGUUGAAGUUAAUCAGCCAGUUAUGGCAGCUAGUCUGUGUUUGGAACUGGGAAAUGCUCUGAAGGAAAUGAACAAACCUGCGGAAGCCAUUGUGUAUUUCCAAAGGGCUGCUGAACUCCAGGUUCAAGUUCCCAUUGAGUGCUUGCUUUCACUGGGAUAUGCGGCAUCCUGUAAAAUACUGACACGUGAUUAUGAUGGAGCGCUAUCCUUAUUCACUGAAAUGCAAUUCAUAGCCCAGGAAAGAGGACUUCAUGUAUCUGGUAGCAGUACUCCAGUUGGGGCCUUUUUAGACAUUGUGGCGCGCUGUGAGAUUUCCAGAGUCUUGCUGCUUCUGCUGUUACAGCCACCCCCUCAAAAGCUGUUGCCGGAGCAUGCACAGACUUUGGAGAAAUACGACUGGGAAUCCUUUGACAGCCACAGUCAAGUGACCUUUCUCCCAGAAAAUGUGUUCUUGCUGUUGCAGUCAGUAGUGAUGGCCUGUCAAGAAAAAGAUGUGGACUCACUAAAAUCACUGCAGACAGAAUUAUGGGCAUUGCUCACUCCAGAACAGAAUCACCUUCUGCACUUGGUUGUGCUGGAGCGGAUCCAACCUUCUGGCCAGGGUGUAUAGCUGGAUGAUCACUCUGAAUGAAGAGUGCAAUAUUUGACUUUUGAACACUCCUCUUUUCAUGCUUAUGUGGCGUUUGCAUAGAUGAGCCCUGGACUUGUUCACUCUCAAAUGUGUGUUCGGUCAUUUAACAUACAUGCUUACCUUGGGAAGUGCUAGUAGGAGAAAGCAAAGCAAAUUACCUCCAUCUGGAUUACAGUUUCCUUAGUGAAAUGUGUUUAUAUGUUGACGGUCCAGUCAGUGUAUCACAUAGUGUACAAUGGAUUUGAGGAUACAGUCUUUUUUUUUCUUUCAUCUUUUUGGAUUUUCAUCAGUUGAUCAUCCUGUCUUAUGUUGUGGUUUAUUAAUUUAUAGUAAAGGAUUAUUUAAAAUUGA
Polypterus senegalus (gray bichir) is the source of this 1331-nucleotide messenger RNA. RefSeq lists its product as uncharacterized. The record is from RefSeq and is a predicted model, not a curated record. Lineage: Eukaryota; Metazoa; Chordata; Cladistia; Polypteriformes; Polypteridae. Gene Ontology annotation, cellular component: early endosome. Gene Ontology annotation, biological process: vesicle cytoskeletal trafficking. The transcript is spliced from 12 exons. Gene Ontology annotation, molecular function: protein binding. Bases 6 to 959 code for a protein of 317 amino acids.